Carica papaya (papaya) is the source of this 548-nucleotide messenger RNA. The record is from RefSeq and is a predicted model, not a curated record. NCBI's taxonomy places the organism in Eukaryota, Viridiplantae, Streptophyta, Magnoliopsida, Brassicales, Caricaceae.
GAAGUAAGAGCUGGAAACAAAUUCAACACCACCAUCCCCUUGAAUGCAUCAUAUAUAUUCAGCUUACUACUUUUCCAGUCAAAGGAGGAGUUGGCAGAGAUCGACCAAACAGAUAAUGUAUCGACCCUGUGUGAGGAGUUGCUGCAAAACAUUGAAACAAGGCCUGAUCCUCUUCUGCCACUAACAAACGGACCAGUCAACACAUCAUGGGAUCGAUGGUUUGAAGGGCCCCAGGAGUCAAAAGGUUGCAGAUGCAGAAUACUUUGAUUUGUCGAGUUCUAACAUUUACUGCAAUUUGUUGCAAGAGGGUUGUGAAUCUUCUGUACACAAGAUGUUGACUUACAGCGAGAUUGUUAUCUGAGAUUCGUUAACGAAUGUUUUCCACUGCGUGCAAUACGAGAGUCCUUAGAUGAUUCAAUUCUUUUACAUAUCCAAUCAGCUCGCAUUCAUGUAUGUAAGUCUGUAAAUCGAAUAUAUCUAUUGCAGAGAUUUGAUGCAUGUUAACCGGAAAUCUUAUCUGAUAUUGAGUUGAGUUUUUAUGUUUUCUA